This is a messenger RNA of Suillus subalutaceus, 2188 nucleotides long. RefSeq names its product peptidase S28. Gene Ontology annotation, molecular function: dipeptidyl-peptidase activity; serine-type exopeptidase activity. The record is from RefSeq and is a predicted model, not a curated record. NCBI's taxonomy places the organism in Eukaryota, Fungi, Basidiomycota, Agaricomycetes, Boletales, Suillaceae. Gene Ontology annotation, biological process: proteolysis. The coding region runs from base 157 to 1719 and encodes 520 amino acids. The transcript has 11 exons.
GGCGCUUCCCCAUCAAUAUCCAUUCAAGCGGGGAACUUCAAUGUAAAAUUUUCAUCAGCAGGCUAUAAUUGCACGUACAUUGGUCCGCUGAGCAGCCUGGUUACCCUACACCUCCCGACGGGAUGGCCACAUAUAAGAUGCCCCUCCCCAGCCAACAUGAUGUCGUGUAGUCCAACCCUUGCGAUCAAGAUGUGGGCCCUCACAUUGCUGCUACUUGCGGGCGUCGCCCGAGCAGCUAUUCCUCAUGCCAUGCAGUCUCUCCAAAAAUUUCCAGUGCCGGAACGUUCUAUCACUUCGCCGAAUGGCACAGCACUCCCAAACAUUACCACCGUCUAUUACUUCGACCAGCUCAUCGACCACAAUAAUCCAGGCCUUGGAACCUUCCAGCAGCGAUACUGGAUGAACUGGGAGUUUUAUGAGCCUGGCGGUCCCAUUAUAUUGAUGACGCCUGGAGAAGAUAACGCAGAUGGCUACGGAGUAUACGUUACCAAUUACAGCAUCAAUGGUCUCAUUGCUCAGCAACAAAAUGGCGCAGCCAUCCUCAUCGAACACCGUUUCUUUGGUGAUUCCAAUCCAUACGACAACCUCACGUCACAAUCUCUCUCGCUCCUCACCAUCCAGCAGGCCAUUGAUGAUCUCGUGUAUUUUGCGACCACAGCCGACCUUCCCAUGUCUGGGGGUGAUGCUGUGAAACCAGGUCAGGCGCCAUGGAUAUUGAUUGGAGGAAGCUACUCGGGAGCCCUUACCAGUUAUACGAUGGUCAACAAACCGGGAGUUUUCUGGGCCGGAUAUUUAUCUUCGGCUACCGUGGAAACGAUCACUGACUAUUAUGAUUAUUUCACCCCUAUUCGCGAGUACAUGCCGCAGAACUGUUCUUCUGAUAUACAGGCAGUGAUCGCCUACCUGGAUAGCAUGUACGUGGCUAACGACACAGCCGGAAUCCAGAUGCUCCAGGAGGCAUUUGGCCUUGGCAGUCUCGAUCAUGUAGGCGAUUUCGCCGCCGCACUGGAAUACAACCUAUGGGAUUGGCAAUCUAUGCAACCUGAUGAUGGCCCAGGAUCAAUGUUCUAUCAGUUCUGUGAUGCGCUCGAAGUCAAGGACGGUGUCAAUGCCGGGCCUGACGGGUGGGGACUUGAGAAUGCUAUUAACUCUUGGGGCAACUUUUGGAACACUACAUACUACGAAUAUACCUGUCAGGAUCAAGAUGCUGAGGACUGCAUUGGGUCGUUUGAUCCGACUAUCAGCUACUGGACUAAUGUUACCGUGGAUAAUCCAGGCAGGUCGUGGUUUUGGAUGGUAUGCAACCAAAUCGGUUUCUACCAGGUUGGUCCCCCUGAAGGCCAACCUGCGAUCGUGAGCCGUAUCCUCCAGCCCAGUUUUGUAGAGCGCCAAUGUGUUAACAUGUUCCCUCAAGCCUUCACGUCUCCGCCUGAUACGCCCACGGCAGAGACAAACGCAAUGUACGCUGGUUGGAACGUGAAUGUCCCGCGUCUCUUCUUCGCCAACGGCUGGCGCGAUCCUUGGCGCGGGGGAACUGUGUCUGCUGAUGGGCUGAAUAAGCCUAACACUACUAGCAUGCCGAUCUAUAUGAGCGAUGGAUUCCACACCUCGGACAUGAUGACGGAUAAUGGCAUUGCAGAUCCGACUAUCGCGGUCGUGCAGAAUGCAGGAUUAAUGUACAUGAAGGAGUGGCUUGCUGAGUGGAAGCCUUCUACGUAGUAAAGGUCGAGUUGUCGAGACUUGUGCACAGGCAAGUUAUCUAUCCAUAAUUCAUCAUUCUAUACGUCUCAGGGGCAAUGGAUGGUUCGUGGUUCCUUCUUCCACUCAGGAACCAGCAUCCGUGGUAUUCGAAAGCCUUGAUUUAUAUUUUUCGGUGAUACACCUGUAGCUACAGCGUCUGUAUGAGUUGCCUGAGUUAUAGGCUGAUAUUUUUCUGAUAGGUCCUUCAUUGAGAAUUAUAAUUACAGUGCCAGAGGCGCUCGACCCAGAGGAAAUGCCGAAAGUCGUGAGUUUGCGACCGUGAUCUUGACAUUUUGACUGGCCGAGUUUUUAGCGAUGUGACGUGCGCAAUGAAAGGCGCGUUGCAACUUCGACUGAAGAUGCACAACACUCCGGGCCGGUCAAAACCGGUCCUUAGGACCAAGUUACCAAGUGAGUUUUGUUGACACCCGGGUGCAGUUACUUUUAC